AUGGGAAAGCCGUCCGAAUUCACUUCCAUUGACGACCAGGCUGAACAGGCCCACACAGGUCCUCCAAGCUACGAUUCAAUUCCUACUGACCACCAUCCCAGCCCAAGCCUCCACCUAUCGAAUUCGCAAACUUCUAGGAGAGGCUCUCUUGAUCUUGCACAGGAGUUAGAUCGCGUCCUCUCUGCGGAUCAAGUCUUAACCACAGAACCGGUCUUUCCUACAGGACAAGAUGGCCGAAUAUCUCUGCACUUUGGCAAAGACACCGCAAAGCUUUAUAAGCUUUUCGUCACCGACGUCAAGGCCGAGACCCCAAGCACACGUUCUUCGUCCUUCUCAGAUGCACAAUCCACGUUUCCCGAGUUCGAUAAUCUUCCACCUCACUUGAACAUCGUCAUUCAAGUCGUCGGCUCACGAGGCGAUGUCCAGCCCUUUCUGGCUCUGGCAAAACGACUCCAGCUAGCGGGACAUAGAGUCCGAUUGGCAACACAUCCCAUCUUUCAGUCCCUUGCUGAAUCCCAUGGAAUCGAAUUCUUUAGUAUUGGCGGUGAUCCCGCAGAGCUCAUGGCAUAUAUGGUUCGCAACCCUGGACUUAUGCCCAAAUUCGAAACAGUAGCCCGAGGUGAGGUCUACAAACGAAGAAAGACUAUUGGUGAGAUGAUGCUUGGAUGCUGGAAAUCUUGCUAUGAACCAUCAUCGACUCAGUCUGCUGCAAAAUACAAACCCUUCGGUCGCACUAAAUCGACAAAGUCUGCUCCCCAACAAUCAGAUCCCAUACCCUUCGUUGCCGAUGCCAUCAUUGCCAAUCCACCCUCCUUUGCACAUAUCCAUUGUGCAGAGAAACUCGGUAUACCACUCUACAUCGUUUUCACGAUGCCUUGGUCUCCCACCAAGGAAUUUCCUCAUCCUCUUGUCGACAUCAACAUGUCGGGCGUGGACGUGAGGUUGGCUCGAUUUUUAUCUUACUUCCUAGUCGAUGCUAUCAUCUGGCAAGGCCUGGGAAGUGUCAUAAAUCGUUUUCGAUAUCAGGUUCUAGGCCUCGAACCUAUCAACCCAACUCUAGCACCCGGAAUGCUGCACCGACUACGAAUUCCCCAUUAUUAUUGCUGGUCACCCACUUUGAUUCCUAAACCAUCCGACUGGCGAUCCUCUAUCAGUGUCCCAGGCUACUUCUUGCUACCAAGUCCGACAAAGUACAACAUGCCAGAAGCUCUGCAGCAAUUCUUAGACAGUGGAAGUCGUCCAAUUUUCAUCGGAUUCGGCUCGAUCGUGAUCGACGACCCAGACGGACUAACCUCCAUCAUCCUGAGAGCUCUCGAGCUCACUGGCGUUCGUGCAAUCCUUGCACGUGGUUGGGGAAGUCUGAAAGUUGGCGAAGGCUUCAACUCCUCGAAUCGAGACAACAUAUUCGUCCUCCAUGGAGAUAUCCCCCAUGAUCAGCUCUUCCAGAAAGUAUCCGUGGUCGUUCAUCACGGAGGUGCAGGUACUACAGCCUCUAGCCUUACCGCUGGACGGCCCUCAAUAGUCGUUCCUUUUUUCGGCGACCAAUUCUUCUGGGGAAAUAUGGUCUUUCGAGCAGGAAUCGGUCCGGCUCCGAUUCCUUACUCGACUCUCAAGGCCGAGGACUUGGCUUCGGCAAUUCAACAAGCCUUAGAACCUAGUUUGCAACUUCGUGCAAGGGAUCUCGGAAGCAAAGUCCACGGCGAGAAUGGCUUGGAGACCACUAUUCAAUUGAUCAAUGCCGACUUGCACAAAACCCGAAUCCCACGGUGCAUUUUGUUCCCAGACCACAUCGCGACAUAUCACUAUACCCCAAAGUCAAGGUCUAGUGCCAAGGGGAAGUCUAAGAACGGGAGCUCAAUCAAUCUCAGUCCGCUGGCUGCUGUGUUUCUCCGCAAACACAACCUUAUUCCCACAGACUCGUUUGAACAUUUAGCAAUCCUACGAUAUACUGAACACAAUGUGUCCUCGGGUCCGUUUGAGCCAGUGUCAGGAGCAGCGUGGGCGGUCCUGGAUUUACUUUGGGACUCCAUUCGAGGUAUGGGAGAGAUGUUGACCGAGGUCGGCCACAUACCUUAUCUAGGCGUCAAAGCGUUUGACAAAGGCAAGGUCGCCUCUCGAGCAUCUAGUUCAUCUGUAACUCAGGACAUGUCCUGCGACCAUUCGCCUCCAUCCUCAACCGACAACGAUGUUCGCCACUCGUUACCUGGAACGUAUCUUGUCAGAGGCACGGCUCGAGUACUCAAAGCAGCAGCGCGCGCCCCUGGCGCCUUCACAUCAGCCAUGGCAACCGGCGCACAUAACCUACCACUGUUAUACCACGACCCGACGGUAAGGCCAACGCCUGUAGUUCGAGAUAUCAGCUCCGGCAUCAAAGCCGGCACUUCCGGCCUAGCAUAUGGUGUCUACGAUGGCAUAGCCGGUAUCUUCACCCAGCCCAUCAUGGGUGCUCUUGAGCCUUGGCGUAAUGGUGACCAACGGUACAUGGAUACCAGAUUCGAAAGCAGGGACAUUUCUCAAGAUACACGCAGCGAGAAGAACAAGACCAAUGGAAAUUUAGUCCAAGCCAGCGCACUCGGUUUCGCCAAGGGUUUGGUGAAAGGCGGCUUGGGAUGUCCCGUCAAGUUUUUUGCUGCCGCCAGCGCUAUCGUGGGGUAUCCGCUUAAGGGUAUUGAUGCUUCAGUCAGUAAAGUUCUACGCAGAAACGACAUUGCAAAGACAAUUCGAAGCCAGAGAGCCAUGCAGGGCGAAAGAGAGUACUACGCAGAGUCUUUCUCGCCAGAACGGGUCAGAGAAGUCCAGAAGCGGUGGCUGGAAAUUGUUGAUAAGACUGGUAUGGAUGAAACUAGAGUUUGA
This is a messenger RNA of Exophiala mesophila, 2853 nucleotides long. RefSeq lists its product as uncharacterized. Gene Ontology annotation, biological process: carbohydrate metabolic process. Lineage: Eukaryota; Fungi; Ascomycota; Eurotiomycetes; Chaetothyriales; Herpotrichiellaceae. The transcript is spliced from 4 exons. The record is from RefSeq and is a predicted model, not a curated record. Gene Ontology annotation, molecular function: hexosyltransferase activity; UDP-glycosyltransferase activity. Bases 1 to 2853 code for a protein of 950 amino acids.